ACUUCCUGCCGUCAGACAGCCAGUUCAGGCCAGUUCACUACCGUUGUAGUACUCAGUCUGUCCCGCUGAGCUGUCAACACACAGCAGCGCUCCACUCUGCCUGUCUGCUGCGACAAGAUUUUUCCACUAAACUUAGUCCAUCUUCCUCCUCAACGACGUUUUCCUUCAGAUAACAGCGACUCUCGCCUCACCAUGACUCGAAGGUGAUCUUCAGAGUGUCCAGGUGGUUCUGGGGUUCCAGGUUGGUGUGGUGAGAGAGCAAGCUAACUACGGGGAGGAGGACCGCCUGGGGCAUCGUGUCCCUGGCUCUCAAGUGACUAAGGAAGGGGCCUGGGCUUGGCUAACUGUUCUGCAGCAUGGAGAAGGAAGACUUGAAGGUCCUCAACAAGGGGGAAGAGGAGGAAAUGGAGCUGCAGGGCUACCGUCUAUGUCGUUGGCGGCUGGCCCUGGUGGGCCUUGCGGUGCUGUGUACAGGGGGCUUCCUCCUCCUGGUGCUCUACUGGAUGCCAGAGUGGUGCGUCAAAUCCACCUGCACCCGUACCACAGCCCGUGAUGCUGAAGUGGUGUUGCUGCGCUCCACGGAUGAGUUCCGACGCUGGUUCCUAGCCAGGGUGCGAGUGAUGCUGGCCCCGGGGAGCAACCCCUUCCACAGCCUGGAGACCCAGACCACCUCCCCCUGCUCUCCUUCCUCUCCUUCCUGCCCCUUUUCCUCCCCUGCCUCCACUCCUCUGGCCAACGGACACACCCCUCACCCCUCCGAUGGCAGCCCCGCUCAGGAGCUCAUCAGAAGAUUUGCCGACUACCAGCCCAAACAGAUUCGCUAUUUUACCUUCCAUAGCACGAAGUAUUAUUGGAAUGACGAGGUGCAGAACUUUGAAGUUUUAAUCGGCCUGGAGGAUCUGCAGAUCAACUGCUCCACCCUCCACUCUGAGCACAGUGCAGGACUGACCAGGAACCAGCAGGAGUACAGGAGACUGUUCUUCGGAGUGAAUGAAAUUGCAGUGAAAGUGCCUUCUGUUUUCAAGCUGCUUAUCAAAGAGGUCCUCAACCCUUUCUACAUCUUCCAGCUCUUCAGUGUGAUCCUGUGGAGUGCCGAUGAGUAUUACUACUACGCUGUGGCCAUUGUUUUCAUGUCGGUCAUAUCCAUAGCUACCUCUCUGUACACCAUCAAAAAGCAAUACGUCAUGCUUCACGAUAUGGUGGCAGCUCACAGUAUUGUCCGUGUGUCUGUAUGCCGAGCCAACAAUGAUAUCGAAGAAAUUUUGUCUACUGAUCUGGUGCCCGGUGAUGUGAUGGUCAUCCCCAGCAACGGGACCAUCAUGCCAUGUGACGCUGUGUUGGUCAGCGGCACCUGCAUCGUCAAUGAAAGCAUGCUCACAGGUGAGAGCGUUCCCGUGACAAAGACAAACCUCCCAAACCCAGUGCCAGGGGGGAGGGGGGAGGAGGCUGACAGUGCCUACAACACAGAGGACCAUAAGAGACACACACUCUUCUGUGGCACCAACGUCAUCCAGACCCGCUUCUACACAGGCGAACUGGUCAAGGCUGUAGUGGUCCGCACAGGUUUCGGCACAGCAAAAGGCCAGCUGGUGCGCUCCAUCCUGUAUCCCAAACCCACCGACUUCAAGUUGUACCGUGAUGCCUACCUCUUCCUGUUGUGUCUGGUGGCUGUGGCUGGAAUCGGCUUCGUCUACUCCAUCGUCCUCAGCAUUAUGAACAAGUCUCCAGCUAAGACCAUCAUCAUUGAGUCCCUGGACAUCAUCACAAUCACUGUGCCACCGGCGCUGCCGGCUGCCAUGACAGCUGGCAUUGUAUACGCCCAGCGACGCCUCAAAAAUAUUGGCAUUUUCUGCAUCAGCCCACAGAGGAUCAAUAUCUGUGGGCAAAUCAAUCUGGUCUGCUUUGAUAAGACUGGAACUCUGACAGAAGAUGGAUUAGACCUGUGGGGAGUCCAGAGAGUUGAGAAUGGCAGUUUCCACCUGUCAGAGGAAAAUGCCUACAAGGAAAGUCUUGUAAAGUCCCAGUUUGUGGCUUGCAUGGCCACCUGCCACUCUCUUACCAAAAUAGAGGGCCAGCUGUCUGGAGACCCACUGGACCUCAAAAUGUUUGAGGCUACAGGCUGGAUCCUGGAAGAGGCCACUGAAGAGGAAACAUCUCUCCACAACCGUAUCAUGCCAACUGUGGUUCAACCCCCAAAGCAGCUGUUGCCCCCAGAACCUGCGUCAUCACAGGAACACGACAUGGAACUCUACGAGCUCUCGUCAGCGUAUGAGAUAGGUAUUGUGCGCCAGUUUCCUUUUUCCUCAGCUCUCCAGAGAAUGAGUGUGGUAGCUCGUCUGCUGGGGGAGAAACGUAUGGAUGCCUACACAAAGGGGGCACCAGAGGUGGUGGCUAGUCUCUGCAAGAAAGAGACAGUCCCAGAAAAUUUUGCAGGGGUUUUGGAGGGCUACACCAAGCAGGGUUUUAGGGUCAUUGCUCUGGCUCAUCGUCGACUUGAAUCCAAACUCACCUGGCACAAAGUCCAGAAUAUCAACAGGGAUCAUAUAGAGACAAACAUGGAGUUCCUUGGUCUGAUCAUCAUGCAGAACAAGCUGAAAGCAGAAACUCCAGGGGUGCUGCAUGACCUCCACCAAGCCAACAUCCGCACUGUCAUGGUUACUGGUGACAAUAUGCUGACAGCGAUUUCGGUGGCCCGAGACUGUGGAAUGAUCCCUCCCCAGGAUACAGUCAUCAUUGCUGAUGCCCUCCCUCCCCAUGAUGGACAGGCCGCCAAGAUCAUCUGGAGAUACGCUGACAAGCCAAGCAAGACAUCUCGCCUGGAGGAAGUGAACAUCAGCCUGGAGGAUGUGUGCCAUGCAGACGAGCCCAAAACACAAGAGCUGUACCACUUUGCUAUGAAUGGAAAAUCUUUUUCUGUAAUCACGGAGCAUUUCCCUGACAUGCUUCAAAAGCUGGUGCUGCAUGGGACGGUGUUUGCCAGAAUGGCCCCAGAUCAGAAAACCCAGCUUAUUGAGGCAUUGCAGGGUGUAGACUACUUUGUGGGGAUGUGUGGAGAUGGAGCAAAUGAUUGUGGGGCUCUGAAGAGGGCACAUGGUGGCAUCUCUCUGUCAGAGCUCGAGGCCUCUGUAGCCUCUCCCUUCACCUCCAGGACCCCCAACAUCUCCUGUGUCCCCAGCCUCAUCAGGGAGGGCCGCGCUGCUCUCAUCACCUCCUUCUGUGUGUUCAAGUUCAUGGCCCUCUACAGCAUCAUCCAGUACAUCAGUGUCACUCUCCUCUACUCUAUCCCCAGUAACCUUGGAGACUUCCAGUUCCUCUUCAUCGAUAUUGCCAUCAUCCUCCUUAUUGUCUUUACCAUGAGUCUGAACCCAGCGUGGAAAGUGCUUGUGUCACGUCGGCCACCGUCAGGUCUGAUCUCAGGGCCUCUGUUGUUCUCUGUGCUGACCCAGAUCCUCAUCUGCUUAGGCUUCCAGACCAUUACAUUCCUUUGGGUCCGACAGCAGCCCUGGUACACAAUCUGGACACCACUUACAGAUGUCUGCAACCAGUCAUCACACAUUAACGUGUCCGACAACAUAGAAGUGGACGACCACAACAUCAAAAACUACGAGAACACCAGCCUCUUCUAUGUCUCCUCCUUCCAGUAUCUCAUUGUUGCCGUCGUUUUCUCAAAGGGCAAACCUUUCAGGCAGCCUAGCUACAAGAAUUGGCCUUUUGUGCUGUCCGCGUUGAGUUUGUAUUUUUUCCUGCUGUUCAUCAUGUUCCACCCUAUUGAAACCAUUGACGAGUUUCUACAGAUUGUUUGUGUCCCGUUUGAAUGGAGGGUAAAACUCUUCCUCAUCAUCUUAGUCAAUGCUGCUGUGUCUGUUGUGGUGGAGACCUUCAUCCUUGACAUCGUCUUAUGGAAGCUUGUGUUCAGCCGAGACAAACAGGGCAGCUUUGGCAUCACUCCUGCCGACCCGACACCACAGGGGGGCAUGGACUUGCGGGCGUACAAGUGUCUGUCCUGGCUGUGCUGCCCACGCAAGACGCCCAAGGCCCGCUACAUGCAUCUGGCCCAGGAGCUCAGUGUGGACCCCGACUGGCCUCCAAAGCCAACCACCACCACUGAAGCCAAACCCCGCCCAGAAAACGGUUCCACCUAUCAAAUCAUGAUCAACUCCUAGCACCCCCACAGCCCCUCCAAGUAUCCAGUCUACUCUUUUAUACAGGAGACAUGCAUUUAACGUGUGCGUAGUGAAUGCACAUUCAACCUCUUCAAAUAAAAUUGUCACAGGAAAAAAGCUUGUUGUAACAGUUCACAGAGACUUGCGUCUGAUACUGUAGUUCCGGAGACAUUACUGCAAAAACCAUAGUAUUGCACAUCAAUACCAAAUAAAGUUAAGUUUAAUUUCUCCCAGUACUCUUGCUCUCUCUGGCUCACCCAGUUGGGUGCUCUCAGGGCUCUCUUGCUAAUCUUUAAAUGCCCUUCAAACAUCCAUAACAUUAAAUUUAAUGCCAUUCCCUUAAUACAAUGUUUGUUCACCAAGGCUGAGCAGCAUUCGGCCCAUGUUGGGAGGAGGGUUGGUAAGCCAGGUAGAAUUAGAACGUUGACUUCUUAAGAUCAAAUUCCAAACAGGGUUUAAUAUCCCCUCUCUUCAUCUGUCCGAAAGGGGUAUAAAAAAUAGCCAAAGUCCCGCUUCACUUUAGAGAUAGCUUCUGACAAACGUGUGCCGUCAGAUGGAAAGAUUGAAUACUAGAAAACUGCUACUAUACCAUUGUUAAAAAUAACAAGGUAUUCAGAUUUCAUUAGCAACCACAAUAUUAUAAAUCCAUUUUAGUCUAAGUGUAAAAUAGCCUAAUAUCAUGUCUGAGCCUUUCAGAAAGCUUGAAAAAAUUAGAAAAUUGAGAAGUAGAGUAUAGGAUCAAACAGAUGCGCUAGGCCAGUACAGUGGUUGUACUUAAGUACGACCCUCUCUGGCUGAAAUGGCGAAUAAGAGGAUUGGUCAAUAAAGAGAGUCUGGCAAAGUUUGAGGAAAAGUGCGGAAGAAAGAGGUUCCACUUUAAAAUGGAGAGAUUUUGUUAUUAGAAGUGGAAAGACUGACAGAGCUGAAUGUGGACAGAGUAAUGGAUAGAUACCUGUAGGUGGCUGCACUGACCAACUCUGUAUUACCUGAUCAUACAGUUUUUAAAAGCAGCAGCAAAGAAGUAUAUUCUGUGUUCAUAUUUCUUGGCAUGCUCUGAUUGCUACUAUGUAGUGGUCUUAUACAUCUAAUGUACAUAUAUAUAGAGUCAUUUUAAUGAGCUAACAUAACCACAUGGCAAGCACUCAUUGGAGAGCACAGAGUGAUAACCCAAAUUAUUUUAAAGCUCACCAUGGACCCCAGUGAUGACUGAAAUUACUCAUUUGAGACCAGUAUUCAAAUACUCUUUCAAGCACACUGUGUAGAAAAUUGGGAAUAGCUAUAGCUGUAGUCUGUCUUGUUGAGUUGCACACCCAAGGCUGAAGUCAAUAUUCACAUUUUAAUAGUAAACACAAAAAUAUGCAUAUCAAAUUGGCUGUCAAGGGCUGAUAAUACAGGUCUUGGAAAGUAGAGAUUGAAAUGGGGAAUGUCCGGAUUUCGUAAGAUUUAGAAACUGCUCAAUAAGUCUGAAAAUAUUUUUUUUAAAAAUUUCAAAUUUCAAAGCUGACACGACACAUUAAUAGUAUUUGUAGACGUGCUGUCAUCAGCCAUGAUGUAACAUGGCCUCUGAAAAUAUAGUAUAUUAUCUGACACCUUUUUAAAUUCAUAAGAACAGAAAAUGUCUUGUUAAUACUAUAGGCAAGAUAGGUUUGGAGAAAGUGAGGUUUUUAAUUGCAAUACAUUAUACAUCACAGAUUGAUGAUUGAAAGUACAAAAUGAUGAACCUCAAAAUAAUCUGAGGCCAAAACGUUCAUACACUUACAGAAUAUUAUGGCUUGUAAAAAGUAAAGGAUUUAAAGAGAACAGUGAGGCAGACUGAUACACAAACAGAUUUGCUCAUCCACUCUAAGCCACAGGCUGGGACCUGAGGCAGGCUCUCCAUCAUGUUUGUCAGAAAUUACCUUUUGGGUUUAUGACAAAGAUAUUAUUAUGUAGAAAAAAUAUAAAAAAUGAAAAAAAUAUAAAAAUAUCUCAACUGUGGGAUGCAUUGCAAUGAACUAUGGCACAGACAUUAAUUUCUUUGUUUUGUUUUUUUUUAGCUCCUGAUUUUUCAUGUCAUGCCAAAACUGGACAAAACUUCAGUUCAUAACAGGAUACCUCUAAAGCUAGUGAAUGAGCUCUCAUCAACCUCAGCUGCACUUUGAUAUUAAAGCCAACAUCAGAUGCUAACAUACUAGAUGUUUUUCAUCCAUCAUAAAAGGUUUUUUUUCUAGUGUAUAACGAGCUUUGCACCCUCAGGGGCUGCUAGCGUUGCUAAAAACCAUUCAACUUAUUUUUUUGCAUCUGUGAGCCAUGUCCUGUCAGCUUUUAAUGAGAUCAGACAGGAAACUGAAAGUAUACCAAGACUUGCAUGAAGCCAGCUCCCUAUUCGUCAUGCUCUGAAGAAUUGAAAGACUAGAUGGUUGCAAAACUAGAAAUAUAACUACAAAUAUACAGCAUUACUGUAGAAACAUUUACAUUAACAUGUCUGUAUUCUGUAUCUGUUUUAAAAAAAAAAAACUGCACAAGAAGCAGCAUGAAUCUGACUGGUUAUCAUGGACAGUUAAUAACAUGGAUGAGACCAUAUGAAUCAAAGCAUCCUACAUCUACAAAUUCACAUCAGAGUGGCUACAGAAAGCCAGUAGUUUUUUUUGUUUGUUUGUUUUUUUUAAAUUUAACAAAAUUUCUUCCUAUGGAAGACUGUUUAAAGUGUGAUAGUAAAUUAAGGUAAGGAAUUGUGCAUCCCAUUGACUUCCUGCUCUAGCCGCAUUCAGAAGAUCCACGCAACAGCACACCCUGCAUAAGAUGGAUGCAGAUUACCAUGUACACUUGUAUUCAUGUAUUACACAUAGGCUACCUGCAUAGACAGAUAAGGGCUAUAUUUUAUGUUUGUUCCUGUUUCUUUGACAUUUAAAGUGAUGCUCCCCAAAAUCUGUUCUUAAAGUAUUCUUUACACACUGACCUCCUGUAGACUUUUGAACGGUGGCUGUAAAAGUAUCUAGUUUCUUCCUUUUAAUAAAACCUUACCGUGUAAAGUUUGUAGAAAUAGAUUCCAGUGAGGACAUACUGAGUAAACAGGAGAACAGCAGAAAAGCAGUUUAUACUUGAGUGGAUUGAUGAGGAUGUAGGGUAGAGAAUCACUUUACAGCAAAAACACAAACACACAUGCAGGUGGUUCCCAGUGUCAGUAUAACUAAUAGCAGCCUGCCUUUAAUGAAUUAUAUGGUUUCAUAUUAGUGAGUUCAAAAAGUGUGUUUCCCAAAGUAUUUUAAGAGUGCGAAUCAGUGGUUAUAGGACACCAUGUCUAAAGAAUGUCAAAGUAAAUGUAAUGUCUCUCCUCCAUGACAACAUUAAGCAAAUUAUUUCUGUCAAACCUGGUAAAAGCGCUGCAUUAACUGAUACUUGUAUGACACAUUACAUCGUCUUUAGCUUAUCCAUAUAGAAACACAGUCACAAUAGAUUUCCUUAAUAUCAAUAAUAAGAGUCUGAAGUUGCUCGGUUGCUAAAAGCCAUCGUCUAUCGAGAUACUUGUAAUAAUAUUCCAAAUGCAAAUGAAACUCGUGAUCCAUACUGUUUUUAAGACAAGCUCAAAUGUGACAUGCAACCAUAAUUUUCAUGGAUAUGUUGUUUAUUUAAUGAGAAAAUUGAUAGUAUUUUGUUAUAGUAUUUUGUGGGCAAAUUGUCAGUGUGGGAAGAAGGAUCUAUAGAAAAUAAACUGGUAAGAAAUGUAUAGCCUGGCUCAAAUGGACAUUUUUGUGCCAAUUUACAGAAAAAUUCAGAUAUUUUGUCAAAGUUAAAAAAAAAAAAAAAAAAAAAAAAAUCUGAGUCUGAAUUUAUUACUUCUGUUGCAUUUAAACAAUGUUGCGGAUGUGCCCAAACGUGGGCCACAUGGGUUUCUAUGCUUCUGAAUAUUCAGUAGUAUUUUUUCUUUGCUUUCAGGGUUUAUUUUAUCUCUCUAGAUACCUACUGAGGCUAAAAUUGAAUGUUGUGUAAAAACAAAAUUUAAUGCAAUGCAAUACUAUGGUUAUUGAUUCUAUUUCCAAAGACAUUUCAUCACAUCUGUAUUGGUUAUUUGAAAAUAUUUGAUUUGACUCAGCAGAAGUGGACUUUAAACAAUGAUAAUAAUAUUAGAAGUUGGAUUCUAUCUGUAUAUAUGAGAUGUACAUUUCUAGUGUGUGCAUAGAAGUGAAAAGAUUUAGUUAUAAAAAUGUAUGAUUUUUGGAUUAUUAAAGGGCUGGUGUCUUUUUUUUUUUUGUUGUUGUUGCUAUUUUGGUACUGUGUUACAAUCAGUUUGUCAACUUUUGAUUUGUACUGUCUAUUGAAUUUUUUUGUACUUUCACUUUUGUUUUGGAGUUGCAUUAGCUUGGAUCGUCCUUAUUUUGGCAUGAAUCCAGGGCAUUUAUUACACAGUUUGGAUCAGUUAUUGUGAAGUAUGAUUUGCGCACUUGGAUCAAUAUUUGCUCUGUCUUGUUUAAACAUAAUGCAGCAAAUGUCUGCUUUAGAAUUUGAAUGAAGUUUGUCUGUGUGGGUUCCUAUAGUACAUCUACUUCUCAGCUUUUCUUUUGCUUCUCUUUUCUCUCAAUGCUUUGUAUAAAACCAAGGAUCUGACACAAGAAGGGAAUUCAACUGAUGUAGUAUAUUUAGCAUCUCAUCUCUGCAAAUUCAGAAUUUGAGCAACAUCUGACAAUCUAGUUACUUUUCUGUCUGAUCAUCCAGUGUACAUAUUUUACUUUUCAUUUGUCUAAAACUUUUUAAAAAUCUUUUGCAUCUGUGUAAAAUGAGUAUGUAAUUGGCAAAAAGAAUGUGCAUAGCUGCUCAAUAUCAGCAGUCCAUUGUAAAAGUGAUUAUAUUGCUGCUAGGGGCAAAAUGAUUUGGUCUCAGCUGUGUCAUUACUGUGUACCUUGAUAGAGAAAAUUCAUCAAUUUAAUGAUGUGCAAAGUGUAAAUACUAUUGCUUUUCUUCUAAGAUAUAGUUUUGCCUUUUAAUCUACCACAGCUAUGUCAAAGCUAUUGAUUUUUAUGCUGAAACCUCUAUGCUCUUAUACAGGUACAACAUAUACCGACUGUUGACAGUUAGCAUUGGCCUCUUAUUCACAUCAUGUAUUUUAAACAAACCAUCGAAUGGCAUUUAGAUUGAGUCAGCCACUGAGUGUAUGAAGCCUCACGUGGAUGUUGUUUCCUCAGGGAAAUGUCUAUUUGUAACGAAUAGAGAAAAUAAUAAAAGUUGAUACCCAAACUGAAUGAAAAUAUAUUGUUGAUAAAUCUUUAUAUUACACUCCAUCUGUAUGUCAGCUCUUUCAGUACAGUUUAUUUUAUGUGCUUUUUAUUUGCAGAUCCCACACCUCAGGAAGAGGCUCACCUGGGGUAUAUGUAUUUUUGUUAUUGGCAGAGAUGUACAUUUUUUGAAAAUUUUUGUACUUUAUAAUUUAU
This is a messenger RNA of Xiphias gladius (swordfish), 9568 nucleotides long. It is a transcript of the gene atp13a3, whose product is annotated as ATPase 13A3. NCBI's taxonomy places the organism in Eukaryota, Metazoa, Chordata, Actinopteri, Istiophoriformes, Xiphiidae. The record is from RefSeq and is a predicted model, not a curated record. Gene Ontology annotation, cellular component: late endosome membrane. Gene Ontology annotation, molecular function: P-type ion transporter activity; ATP binding; ATPase-coupled monoatomic cation transmembrane transporter activity. Gene Ontology annotation, biological process: intracellular calcium ion homeostasis; polyamine transmembrane transport. The transcript has 34 exons. Bases 357 to 4163 code for a protein of 1268 amino acids.